Mangifera indica (mango) is the source of this 906-nucleotide messenger RNA. Its product is annotated as pathogen-associated molecular patterns-induced protein A70-like. The transcript has a single exon. The record is from RefSeq and is a predicted model, not a curated record. The coding region runs from base 1 to 906 and encodes 301 amino acids. Lineage: Eukaryota; Viridiplantae; Streptophyta; Magnoliopsida; Sapindales; Anacardiaceae.
AUGACAGAUCCAUCACUAUUUACUUCCAUAACCAGCUGGUUCACACCCACCACUCUCUUUCUCUUCAUCAACCUCGUCAUCGGAACCAUUGUCGUCACUUCUCGUUUCACUUCUCACAAGAAACCGCAAAUCAAUCACGAAUACCAACUCGGUUCCUACGACUCACCCCCACUCGCACGAGCUCCCUCUUUAAUUGACCGAGUUAAGUCCAUUAACUUCUCUCUUUACAAGUUCCCCAACCCAGAAGAACAUCCAUCCUUUGAUCAACCCACGGCUGAGACUGAACAUCUAUACAACACAGGCCCGGUCGACCCGAACCCGCCGCAACUCGCACGAGCUCCGUCUCUGCUCGAACGGGUCAAGUCCAACCUCUUCUCGUACAAGUUUCCUAACCCAGAAGAACAUCCACCCUUUGUUGAACCCACUGAACCUCUAAACGACGCGUUCCCCGCAGACCCAAACCCGAUCCGGAUCGAACGAGUUCCAUCUCUCUUGGAACGAGUGAAGUCUAUUAGGUUGCCUUCUGUUUACAGAUCCCAAGAACCGUACCCGGAAGUAGAAACUGAGGUUAUUCACAACUCUGAAACCGAGGUGGCAUCGGAUCCGGGACAUAAGCCAAAGAGGAGUAAAUCGGAGACGAAAAAGUCCAAGCAGAAGGUCCAGGAGAACAUGAAGAAAUCGGUGAGCGAGAAGUCGAUAAAGGUGGAAACGGAUAAUGAUGAAACGGAGACGGUGGAAGAAAGGAGGCCUCAAACAACUAGAUUGGAGAGAACGGCCACAAUUGGCGAUGGUGAUCAGAGCGUUGAUGCGAAAGCCGAUGACUUUAUCAACAAAUUCAGACGCCAACUGAAGUUGCAGAGACUUGAUUCUCUCCUGCGUUACAAAGAAAUGCUCAAGGGAAAGUAA